AUGUUUUCGAUGAGUGAAGAUGAGGAUGAGGAUGAGGAUGAGGAUGAGGAUGAGGAUGAGGAUGAGGAUGAGGAUGAGGAUGAGGAUGAGGAUGAGGAUGAGGAUGAGAAGAGGAAAAGGAUGAGGAAGGGGAUGAGGGGGGUAUAUGGAAAUGAAGGGGGUGCUGGGUGGAGUGGAGGGGAGGAGGAGUGA
Messenger RNA from Botrytis byssoidea, 192 nucleotides. RefSeq lists its product as uncharacterized. Lineage: Eukaryota; Fungi; Ascomycota; Leotiomycetes; Helotiales; Sclerotiniaceae. The transcript is spliced from 2 exons. Bases 1 to 192 code for a protein of 63 amino acids. The record is from RefSeq and is a predicted model, not a curated record.